Molecule: messenger RNA, 525 nt
Organism: Fusarium pseudograminearum CS3096
Lineage: Eukaryota; Fungi; Ascomycota; Sordariomycetes; Hypocreales; Nectriaceae
Exons: 4
Coding region: 1-525 (174 amino acids)
Biological process (GO): protein targeting; tRNA import into mitochondrion; protein import into mitochondrial matrix
Cellular component (GO): mitochondrial outer membrane; mitochondrial outer membrane translocase complex
Molecular function (GO): transmembrane protein transporter activity
Source: RefSeq, a predicted model, not a curated record
AUGGUUCAGACUUCAGCUUUGGUGACGGCAUCCGUCGCUACCGCCGCCGCCGCCAUUCUCGGUUAUGUCGCCUACUUUGACUACCAACGUCGAAACCAGGCCGAGUUCCGCCGAAACUUGAGGAGGAACGAGCGCAAGCAGGCCCGCGUCGCGAAGGAGGAGGCCGAAGCUUCUACCCAGCAACAACGCCAGAGCAUCCGCUCUAGGGUUCAGGAGGCAAACGAGGAGGGUUUCCCCUCUGGUGUCGAGGAGCGGGAAGCUUUCUUCAAUGAGCAGGUUAUGGCUGGAGAGAUGCUCAGCCAAGAUCCUUCCAAGGCUCUUGAGUCUGCUCUGGCCUUCUACAAGGGUCUCAAGGUCUAUCCUGCUCCUAGCGACUUGAUCCGAAUUUACGAUAGCACUGUCCCCAAGCCUAUAUUAGACAUCCUCGCUGAGAUGAUCGCAUUCGACGAAUCUCUUGAUGUCCGAGGCCCUGCUUCUCCUGCCGGCAUCAACCUUUCCGACAUUCCCAACGUUGGUCUUGAUUAA